Nomia melanderi (Alkali bee) is the source of this 1875-nucleotide messenger RNA. It is a transcript of the gene DNApol-alpha73, whose product is annotated as DNA polymerase alpha subunit B. The record is from RefSeq and is a predicted model, not a curated record. Gene Ontology annotation, cellular component: alpha DNA polymerase:primase complex. NCBI's taxonomy places the organism in Eukaryota, Metazoa, Arthropoda, Insecta, Hymenoptera, Halictidae. Gene Ontology annotation, molecular function: DNA binding. Gene Ontology annotation, biological process: DNA replication initiation; DNA replication.
AAUCCUGAAGAACGUAGUUUAGGAAGCAAAAUGGUGUCUGAAGAGGUGUUAAUUUCGUGUUUUUGUAAUUUAGGUUGUGAUGUUCCAGAUAAACCCGUCGUUGAUAAAUGCCUUCAACUUUGUCAUGAUUAUGACAUCAAUGAAGAAACGUUUGUUGAAUUAUGGGUAGCAUAUAGUGUUCCACGAUCUUUGAAUAUUGACCCAACUCUUGAUGAUCUUAAUAAAAUGGAAAAUGAAGAGUUAAAAAAAAGUAAAACAGAAUUUACUGAAUCGAUUGAACAUGCAGUUUCAACUAUGGCAAUUGAUAAUCAAUGUGAUGAGGAAAUGAUUAAUGUAUUAGAUCUAUACGGUGCUGGUCAAUCUUCAUCAAAGCAAACUAAGAGGGUGAGAAGUCCCACAGAAGAGACGGAGAGCAACAGUAAAAUACGAGCGGUGAGCCAAACAUUUACGCCAUCAACCUAUACAUCGAAAGCAAACGUUCCUAAUCGUGCCCCCAGUACUAAUGUUAGAGGUAAAGUUCUCUUGUACUUUGGUCCAAAUGUGGGGAGUUGGAAGAAUCGGAGCGAACAAGAUGUAUCCAUUAGUAAAGCCGAUAAUUAUCACGUACCUAAAGAUGCGGUUUACAUGUAUGAAAUGUUGUCUAAACAAGGGGCCGCUCUUAGUAGCAGCUGUGAAAGUUUUGGUGAACGGCUCUGCCAUAUUUGGAACGAAAUGGGGCCCACUAAUUCAAACAUGCGUUACGUGAGAAACGUGUCGUCUGUGAGCCAAGUUCCGUUUAGAACAUGGGGCAGAAUAUCAACCACUAUCGAUAAAUCAGCCGGUAAUAAAAUCGUUACUUUGGAAGGCUGCAGAAGAUCAAAAGGCGACAACAAUGCCCCCUUUGUCCGGUUAGAUCUCAGUGGAAUUAAACACUAUUCAGUUUUCCCCGGGCAAAUAAUUGCGGUAGAAGGUACCAAUACGGCGGGAAAUGCUUUAUUGGCGAAAGAAUUAUUUGUACAGGGUUACGCGCCGUUUGUCGAUGCUCCGAAGUUAACCGGAGAUUUGAGAGUAUACGUUGCAGUUGGACCGUUCACACCGUCCGACAAUUUGAACUACCAACCCUUGUGGGAUUUAAUGGAACGUGUCGCGGAAGAUGAACCAAAUAUUUUAAUAUUAAUUGGACCGUUUAUCGAUUACACGCAUUCCGAAAUUAAAAAGUGUACCUUAAAGGACACUUACCAAGACUUUUUUGAUAAAAUUUUAUCGAGACUUUUGCAGUGCUUGCAAGGGAAACGUACGCGGGUUGUAUUAGUACCUUCGAACCGUGACGUCCAUCAUGAUCCGGUUUAUCCGACACCAGAGUUUACCAUUUAUACGAAUAAACUUGGAUCGAAUGCUUCGUGUUUGUAUCCAAUGCCGGAUCCGUGUAUCAUAAACGUGGAUGGUUUGCAAAUAGGGAUGACUUCGGUCGAUAUCGUUAGACAUUUGGGACAGCAUGAAGUAUCGAAUACACCUGGCAUGGAUAGGUUAGCUCGUUUAGCUAAUCACGUGUUAUCACAAAGUACAUUCUAUCCCUUGUAUCCACCUUUCGCCAGUUUGAAUCUUGAUACAAUCUUAUGGAAAAAGUAUGGUUGCUUCGAACGUCAACCACACAUAAUGAUAUUACCCUCCGACAUCAAAUACUACUGCAAAGUAGUGAACGAAUGUCUCGUUUUGAAUCCGGAACGUUUGCAAAAGUAUACGUAUGCGAAACUUUGCAUACGACCAAAUAGUAAUGGGAAAUGGAGUCCACACAAUGUGUCCUGCGAGAUUGCUAAAGUUUAAGAAUUCUCGUCGAAAUAUUUUUUCAACAUUCCAGCAAAAUUCAUUUUCAACACACUGAAAUAUAAGAAAUAA